Messenger RNA from Ambispora leptoticha, 855 nucleotides. NCBI's taxonomy places the organism in Eukaryota, Fungi, Glomeromycota, Glomeromycetes, Archaeosporales, Ambisporaceae. The record is from the annotation of a GenBank genome assembly.
AUGCGUCUACUCAAUCUCUCAUCGCUUCAAACACAAAAAACAAAUAAGAUGACGACGAUUUUAAGCGACAAAAAUCUUGAAAUCGACGACCCCUCUAUCAAACAAUAUCUCGACCUCAUUGAACCACACCUCAAAUUAAGCAUUGAACUUCUUAUUGAACCAAAAAUUAUGCAAGGCAAAACGCCACCACGUCCUCCGAACGCAUGGAUUCUCUAUAAUAAAAAUUUUCAAGCUUGGAAAGGCCAAAAUCUAUCGGCAGUAACAACAUCCCCUAAGGCCUCUUUAAACUGGAAAGGAUUAACGAAAGAUGAACGUCAUGCUUGGACUUUGUUGGGGCAGAUUGCCAAGCAAAAGCAUAAGAAACUUUAUCCAACCUAUCAAUACAAACCAAAUAAGUUUAAUAAACAUGUUGAGGCAACUGGUAAAAAAAAACCAGGGCCAAAGAAAGGACAUAAAAAGGACACAAAAAAUAAUGAUUUCAAUGUAUUUGUAUUUUCGUGGAGUGAACAAAAAAGAAAGUCGGAUUCAUUAGGAGAUCAAAUUAAGAAUCCAGAACCAAUAAUUCAAAAUCCAUCCAAUAAUUUCGAGCAACAGGAUGAACUAAAUAUCAAUAUCAUCCAACAAAAUCCGAUGAUCGAUAAUGAUGGUGUAUAUUACAGUCAUAUAACAACCGUAAAUGAGUUUUCAGAGAAUCUCUUUUCAGAAUCUGACCAUUCAUCUUCAUUCAUUUCCAACUACGGUUCUUUUUGUGAAUAUCCUCCUGCUGGCCCAUUAUCUUCAAUUACUGAUAUCGAUACAGCGUAUCAAACUUUCGAAGAAAAUUUAAAUUUUGAUCAGUUGUCUCAACAUUUUUAA